AUAUAUCAACACAAACUUUAGAAACUGCGAUCUCUAUAUUGUCCUCCAUGCAUAAACGUUCCCAACUACAACUUUUUAUCGCCCAAUUCCUAACUCUUUUGUUAGGAUUGGUGCAUGCUGCCCCUCCAACAUCAUGUUCCCAAACACCAUUUCCUGAGGUAUGCAACCAUUUCUUAGAUACUGCUGUAAACCUUGAAGAAAUUACCAAGCCUUCGUUCCGUGACCUUGCCCUUAAGGUCACCAUGGACCAAGCUAUACGAGCACACCAUCUAGUCUCAACGAAGGACUUAGGUCCAUUUGAUAAGCGAGCCAAGUUGGCAUGGACCGACUGUCAGGAGCUUUAUGAGGACUCGGUUCACCUGCUUAAUCGUUCAAUGAGCUCCAAUGAUCCGGUGGACACCCAAACAUGGCUAAGUGCAGCAAUUGCGAACCAUCAAACAUGCCAAAACGGAUUCAGCGAUUUUAACAUUUCUUCUUAUAAUCUACCAUCCAUGUUGGGCAACUUCUCCAAGUUAGUACGCAACUCUCUGGCCAUAAACAAGGCCGCUUCGGCCCCAACUGGCUUGAGAUCAGUAAAAUCAGACGGCAGAGCUCGACGCUUGCUUUCCGAUGGAUUCCCGGAAUGGGUUUCAUCAGCCGACAGGAAACUCCUACAGGCUGGUGAAGCGGUACCAGGGGCGGAUUUGGUGGUUGCGCAAGACGGGUCUGGUAACUUCAAGACCAUAACCGACGCUCUGGACGCAGCUACUAAAAUGAGAAGUGGGUCAAAGAGAUUUGUCAUACAUGUUAAGAAGGGUGUUUACAAUGAAAACAUUAAAGUUAAGAAGACAUUGAGGAAUAUAAUGUUUGUUGGGGAUGGAAUCAGUGCAACGGUUGUUACUGGCAGCAAGAAUCAACAAGAUGGCUCAACCACUUUCCGUUCUGCUACUUUUGGUGUGUCGGGUGACGGUUUCAUUGCACGCGACAUGACCUUCGAAAACACAGCCGGACCCCAAAAGCACCAGGCCGUCGCCUUCCGAUCCGGUUCCGAUUUCUCUGUUUUUUACCGCUGUAGUUUCAUAGGUUAUCAGGACACCUUGUAUGUCUACUCCCAACGCCAAUUCUACCGAGAAUGUGACAUAUAUGGGACACAAGACUUCAUUUUUGGUGAUGCUGUAGCUGUUCUCCAGAAUUGUAACAUCUAUGUGCGCAAACCAAUAAGCGACCAGAAAAAUACCAUCACCGCACAAGGCAGGAAGGACCCCAAUGAAAACACUGGUAUAGUAAUUCAUAAUUCAAGAGUUAUGGCUGCUUCAGAUUUGAAACCUGUGCAAGGCUCGUUCAAGACUUACUUGGGUAGGCCGUGGCAGAAAUACUCAAGAACUGUGUUCAUGAAGAGCACUUUAGAUGGGUUGAUUGACCCUGCAGGUUGGUUGCCAUGGAAUGGGAAAUUCGCCUUGAGCACUCUUUACUACGGUGAGUAUAUGAAUAUUGGUCCUGCCGCCGUUACUAGUGGAAGAGUAAAUUGGCCCGGAUACCAUGUAAUAAAGAGUUCAACGGAGGCUUCACAGUUCACUGUGGGGAAUUUCUUGGCUGGUGGUUCAUGGCUUCCAGGGACAGGAGUGCCAUUUGAUUCGGGUCUGUGAUAUACGUAUUUUUUUGGCUUCCCUUCCUUCGGGGGUUGAUUCAUGAGUCCUUCGAACUUGUCAUAAAGUCUCUGUUUUAUAGUUAUACGUUCUAGUCCGUGCAAUCCGGUCAAUCAACGGGUAUUCUAUCCUUAUUAUAUAGUAGUGUAACCAAUUGUGUAACUUAUUGCAGCUGGUCCUUUUUAAUUUAAUAGUUAUAAGAUAUGUUAUAGGUGUAUUAUAAGUUUGAAGGUUGGAUUUCAAAUCCUCCACUCUCAAAGUUGUAACUUAUUUAAUAAGUUAUUAUUAUGAGAAUACUGUUAGUCAACCUUACCUGAGAUAAGCUUUAAUAAAAAGAUCCAUUUCUU
Messenger RNA from Rubroshorea leprosula, 1972 nucleotides. NCBI's taxonomy places the organism in Eukaryota, Viridiplantae, Streptophyta, Magnoliopsida, Malvales, Dipterocarpaceae. The record is from the annotation of a GenBank genome assembly.